UUGACACCAAAUCUGAUUAUUUGCACUGUAAAGCUUUUUCCUGUCACGUGCCGGUUUUCACAAACUCAGACUUUUGUGAAAAGAGGAGAAAAUGUCUCAUGUGAGUGUUGUGUUUCAGGCCCCCCCGGCACGGGAAAGACCACCAGCAUCCUGUGUUUGGCUCGCGCUCUGCUGGGAGCCUCCAUGAAGGACGCCGUGCUGGAGCUCAACGCCUCAAACGAAAGGGGGAUCGAGGUGGUGAGGAACAAGAUCAAGAUGUUUGCUCAGCAGAAAGUCACGCUGCCCAAAGGACGACACAAGAUCAUCAUCCUGGACGAAGCCGACAGUAUGACAGACGGAGCCCAGCAGGCGUUACGGAGGAUCAUGGAGAUCUACUCAAAGACGACGCGUUUCGCUCUCGCCUGCAACGCCUCCGAUAAGAUCAUCGAGCCGAUCCAGUCCCGCUGCGCCGUGCUGCGUUACUCCAAACUGACGGACGGACAGAUCCUGGCCCGGCUGCAGGAGGUGGUGGAGAAGGAGCAGCUGUCCGUGUCCGACGACGGGCUGGAGGCCGUCAUCUUCACCGCGCAGGGAGACAUGAGACAGGCGUUGAACAACUUGCAGUCAACCAACUCCGGUUUCGGCUACAUCGACAGCGAGAACGUGUUCAAAGUGUGCGAUGAGCCUCACCCACUGCUGGUGAAGAGCAUGCUGGGACACUGCGUGGACGGGAACAUCGACGCGGCGUACAAGGUGGUGGAGCAGCUGUGGGCGUUGGGCUACUCGCCGGAGGACAUCAUCGGAAACAUCUUCAGGGUUUGCAAGACGUACCAGAUGCCCGAGUACCUCAAACUGGACUUCAUCAAGGUGAGACGUCCCACACAAGGAAAUGAUCAGAAUAUCUGCUGA
Messenger RNA from Plectropomus leopardus (leopard coralgrouper), 888 nucleotides. Lineage: Eukaryota; Metazoa; Chordata; Actinopteri; Perciformes; Serranidae. The record is from RefSeq and is a predicted model, not a curated record.